Molecule: messenger RNA, 5446 nt
Organism: Nematolebias whitei (Rio pearlfish)
Lineage: Eukaryota; Metazoa; Chordata; Actinopteri; Cyprinodontiformes; Rivulidae
Product: mitogen-activated protein kinase kinase kinase 11
Exons: 10
Coding region: 44-3184 (1046 amino acids)
Biological process (GO): protein phosphorylation; microtubule-based process; positive regulation of apoptotic process
Cellular component (GO): centrosome
Molecular function (GO): protein binding; JUN kinase kinase kinase activity; ATP binding
Source: RefSeq, a predicted model, not a curated record
CGGUGCUAAAUCAGGUCCGGUCCGAACAUCUGCUUGAGGCUCCAUGGAGCCGCUGAAGAACAUAUUCAACCGUAGCUCGCUGUCCAGCUGGAAAAAUUUGGAGCAGUCGCAAAAAGGGAACUUCAUCAACCCCGUGUGGACAGCCCUGUUCGACUAUGAGGCCUCCUGUAAAGAUGAGCUCACUCUACGUAAAGGUGACCAGGUGGAGGUUCUCUCUCAGGACUCUGAGAUAUCAGGGGACGAGGGCUGGUGGGCCGGUAAGGUCAACAACAAGGUGGGCAUCUUCCCAGCCAACUAUGGCUCCUUCAAGCCAAGCGGGUAUGCCAAACUUCCAGGGAGCAGUGUGGUCAGCGAGCUAGACCAUGAUGUGGUCGGCGAUUUUGAACCGGAGGAGGUGGAUUUCCGGGAGCUGAGCUUGGAGGAGGUGAUCGGCGUCGGGGGCUUCGGAAAAGUGUAUCGUGGUACAUGGAGACACGAGCUGGUGGCCGUGAAGGCGGCUCGGCAAGACCCCGAUGAGGACAUCAGUGUGACGGCGCAGAACGUGCGGCAGGAGGCCCGUUUGUUUGCCAUGCUCACCCACCCCAACAUCAUCGCCUUGAAGGGCGUGUGUCUGCAGGAGCCCAACCUGUGCCUCAUUAUGGAGUAUGCCUCAGGCGGGCCGCUGAGCCGGGCGCUAGCAGGCCGCCGCAUCCCGCCUCAUGUCCUGGUCAACUGGGCUGUGCAGAUAGCCCGAGGGAUGUUGUACCUGCACAGCGAGGCCAUCGUACCCGUCAUUCAUCGGGAUCUCAAGUCCAACAACAUCCUUCUGGCUCAGCCCAUAGAGAACGAGUGCAUGGAGGGUCUGACUCUGAAGAUCACCGAUUUUGGCCUGGCGAGGGAGUGGCACAAAACCACCAAGAUGAGCACAGCCGGCACGUACGCCUGGAUGGCCCCAGAGGUCAUCAAGUCCUCGACCUUCUCCAAGGGCAGCGACGUCUGGAGUUAUGGUGUUCUGCUGUGGGAGCUGCUGACAGGAGAGGUGCCCUACAGGGGGAUCGACGGUCUCGCUGUCGCCUACGGUGUCGCCGUCAACAAGCUCACCCUGCCCAUCCCGUCCACGUGUCCUGAGCCGUUUGCUCAGCUCAUGUCAGAGUGCUGGGACCAGGACCCUCAUCGAAGACCCAACUUUGACUCCAUCCUGGCCCAGCUGACUGCCCUGGAGCAGCAAGUGAAGGAAGAGAUGCCCCAGGAGUCCUUCCACUCCCUGCAGGAGGACUGGAAGCUGGAGAUUCAGGACAUGUUCGAUGAACUGCGGGCCAAAGAGAAAGAGCUGCGGUGCCGCGAGGAAGAGCUGAAGCGGGCGGCGCUGGAGCAGAAGUCCCACGAAGAGUUCCUGCGGCAGCGCGAGCAGCAGCUGGCCCAGUGGGAGCAGGACGUGUUCGAGCGCGAGCUCAGCCUCCUCAUCCUGCACCUGAACCAGAACCAGGAGAAGCCCAACGUCAAGAAGAGGAAGGGCACGUUCAAGAAGCACAAGCUCAAGGGCAAGAACGGCGAGAAGAUCAGCAUGCCCCAAGAUUUCAUCCAUAAGAUUACGGUUCAGGCGUCUCCCGGUCUGGAAAAGAGGAGGAACUCUCCUGAUUUGGGUUCGGGUUCCUCGCCUUCAAUCGGCCCUCGGUUUCGUGCAAUCCAACUCCCUGCAGUCGGUCCCAGUGUGAGCAGCAGUUCGUUUGGUCUCAGCCCAGUUCGGCCCCUAGAGCCCCCCUCUCUCAAGCAAUAUAAUGGUGACCUAAGGUUGAGUCCCCACUGGAGGCCUCAGAGCCCAAAGAGUCCCAUAAGCCCUAAAGUCCUGCGGCUCAGUCCCCAGGAAAGCAGUCUGUCGAUGAGGGCCAAGCUCCUGGAGUCUGACAGCAAUGAAAAUGGAGAGUCCAGGGAUGACUUUGAGGCGUACCGACCCUCCACUCCAACCCCAUCAGCUCAGAACGGCUCGUCGAUAAAGGACAGUUUACGGUUUCCCUCCUCUCAGGGAGACUCAGGCAGUGAAGAAGGGGGGUACUCCCCAGCAGGCUCCCCCAUGCCUGAGAGGGGUUCCUUUGGCAGCAUGAUUAAGAAUACACACCGAGCUCUGCUGGGCACUGGCUCCAUCUUGGCUUCCAUAGGACUAGGUCGAGGUCUGGAGAUUCCCCCCAGGGUGCCCCCUCGAACUAACCUUCCCUCUUUAGAGGACCGCACCUCCUUCGAACUUGAGAUCUCCCACCCUAAGCCCCUAAUAUCAGACCCCCCAACUGUGGAUGACCUCAUAACCUUCUCCACCACUGUGCCGCUCCCUAGACCACUUUUGGAAUUAGCCCUGCAAUACCAGGAGCUGAAACCCCUGCCCCUGACCCCGCCUCCACCCAACCCCCGAGAGAGGUCCGGACACCGGGUGCAGCAUGCGCACCACAGUCCGCCGAGCCCCGGGACACCGCAGCAGCACGACGGAGCCAGCCUGGGGGAUUGGACCACCAGUUCUAGUUCCAGCAAUGGGGAGAUGAGCGUUGAAGUUUUGGAACACAGAGCAGAAAGGAGGAGGAGGUCCAGCCAAGGCCUACACGCUUCUCAGCUAGUUUUAGACCUGCCCUUGUGCCAAGACACGCAGGACUCGGAGGACAAGGCUUUGGUGCCCUACUACCUCCACCCCAAUCCUGCCCUGUGGAGCCCCAAAACCCGCCGCCUCGAGGUCAGCGUCAUUCCCCGACCACGCCCUUCUCCCAUCCGCCCUCGCAUCGACCCCUGGAGCUUUAUCUCAGCGGGCGGCGUGAACUCAGCCGGAGGCCGCAGCCCAGUUCGUUCGGAAAGCAACCCUCUGGGCUACCAGCCCUCACCCACCAACCCCUUCACCAGCUGCGACCCUUUCCCCUCUCCAGACUGCGACCCCUUCGCCCUCAAAGCCAACCCCUCAAGCAACUCGGACGCAGCUUCUCCCUUCGACCCUUUCUUGGCUCCGUUUCCCACCUCCCGCUCGGCACCGUGCUCUGCCAACGGCUCCCCCACGCUGCCCUCGUUCCGCAUAGCUCCCAUGAACUCAGCCGACUCGCCCCUCAUUGACCUGGGCUGGGCGGCCUGCAGCAAACCCCUGGAUGCAACCAAAGAGAGGGUCCACCCCCGCAGGACUCUGGGGCUCAAACCCUUCAAGUCCCCAACCCAACUCAGAGACGAUAGGUUCUAAAUGUAACCUCUUCCGUGGAUGUUGGGAACUGCAGAGUUGAUCAGGACAUUACAGUUCAGGAUUCUUCACUACUGUCUUAUUUCAUGAGGAAGAUUUAGAAUCUUAUGGAAACAAGAAAAACAAGCCUACUGAGGGGGUUGCCCCCAUGGGAGCCUGAAUCAUCGCAGGUCUUAUUUAUACACCUGCCUGCUGCUUUGGGAAGCAGAAAGCCAGUGAAAGGUGGGACCGUGAAAUGUUGGAUUGCUGCCUGUGAACCAAUAGCUGGUGCCCAUUUCAUUCUUCCCGUUUGCCUCUGCUACUGUUUCCCUUUGAAGGAGGGGGAUCAGCAGACCUUCUUUCAGAUUCAAUCAGACUGCUCAUAUCCCUCGCUUUCAUCUCCCCGUACCUUUGAAGCGGUGUGACAAUGCAGAGGUGGAUCAGGCGACUCUCACAGCCCCGUCUGCCUCUACAGACUAAAAGCAUUCGGGGCAAUGGAAACAAUCAGAGUGCCUUAUUUCGUGAAGUGUUUUUAAUAUAUCUUUUCAAGGUUCCUUAAUCUGGUGCACAGGUAAGAUGCUACGAAUCUGGCCCAAAUUUCCACAUCGUCUUAUUGCUGUGUAAGAAAAAGUCUUCUGUAUGUGUCUGUGUUCAAAGAAAGCUUUUUUUUUUUUAACUGUACCUUUUUGGGAGAAUCCACUGAGAGUGGAUAUUUUAGGCCCCUCAUGAAAUUCAAGACAGGCAUUCCUAGGAGGAGCACAUACCAUUCCAGUCACAUUCUUUUGGAAAUGCCAAGGAUUGAACAGAUUUAUUCGGCUGGCAGGUGAUGCUGCGCAGGAAACAAGCCGGGGAGCCCUCCGCUUUCUCUUUUUAAGCCAAAGAAUGCCACUGUGCAAGAGCUAGGACAAAAUAGCGUUUGCAUAAAGCAGUUUCUGCCUCCGUGUAGCGCCGCAGUGGGACAUGAGGGAUUCUCAUGCAGUGUUGAAAUAAAUCUACUUUCCCACAGAAAUAACCUCACAUAUUCCAUAUCAUUACCUGUUUAAGGAGGUUUCAGAAAAAUCCUCCACAUUUAUUCCAGACUUGCUGAUUUUUUCUGAACUAAUUCAUCAAAUUUUGUAUUGAAAUUAAUCGACGUCAGUCAGAGUCCAAAUACAUCUAUAGUGUGUCAUUUUCAAGACAUUUGGGGGGAACACAUUUAUCUAGGAGUGAGAUAAGAGAGGUUAAUUAAAAUGUAUUGAUUUGUUUGUGUGACUAAGAAUAAACCCAGCUGCUGGUUUGUUCUUCUUUGGACAGAAAAACUGAAACUGGAAGCUCCUGUUCAAAUGAGAAAACAGUCUGUGCAUCAGUGUCUCGAAGGAGUUUAGAAGCUGUGUAAAAUAUUUAUUAGUUUAGAGCCGUUGUUGGUCAUUGUGCUCAGAUUGGAGAUGGGCUGAUGGUCUUAGACAUCAAACAGAGGCUUUUUACCAUCUGAAACAGAAAAGAUCAACUUAUCUUCAAACCCAUGUCAGUAUUUCCCCUACAAGUAUACAAGCAGGGCGCCCCACCCUGUCAACAGAACUGAGCACCCUGCCUACCAAACCGACACCCCCCCACUCCCCCGUUGACAACUGGCGACACCGAUGUAGCGAUAAGCUUGCAGCGAGCAAAACAGACGUGCUAGCUACAAUGCUAGAAGCACCGAUGCCCUCAUGCUAAGCUAAAAAAAAAAAAAAACACCCACCCCGAAAAACUUUCAGUACAAACAGCUCACAACUCAGACGUGUCUUGUGCACCCCCUCACCCCCCCGACAAAAGUCACAGAAGAGAUGAGCGCCCUGCCAAAGCAAGUAAUGUAGGGGAAACGCUGCAUGACUUGUACACCACGUCUCUUGAGCCAGUAGUCCCUUGAAAACCCCCUUCAAGAGAUGCCUUGUUAAAGAGGUGAUCGGAGGUGGACGGGGUUGAACUCAACUUGUCGCUAACACGCCGCUAAGCCUUCAAGUUAGGUAGGAAUAAAAACCAUAUGUAACAGGACGCCCACUUCACUGUAUAUAGAAAGAGACAGGACUUCCUUAGCUUGUGUUAAGAUUCUCUCAAAAUAUUUGUAGCUUAUUGUUCUUUUUCUUUACUAUCACUUUAGUUAUGAACUAUUUCAGUGCAUAAUACUAGUUUAAUGGUAACAGUGUCAAGGUAAAGCAAAACAAUGUAAAAUGGUAAAAACUGCUUUAUUGUUGCGGUUUCUUGGGCACAAAAUGCAAAAAUAUUAAUAAUUCUUAGAAGUGCAAUACUUUGAAUCCACCAAAAAAA